UGCCUGCUGGUGCGGAUGAGGGCACGGAGGCUCAGGUGUCAGGCACUGGCCCGAGGUCACACGGCAGGGACGUGGCAGCCCUGGGGGGAGGGGCCUGGCAUCCUCGGCCUGGGAGGUGCCUGGGGGAGGCGAUGGUGUGUGUCUGGGGUCCUGGCUGGUCAUUCCUUCUCUCAUUUCAGGUUGCCCUUCCCGCCUGGGGACCGAGUGACCUUCAAUGGGAAGGAAUGCAUGUGCCAGAAGUGUUCCCUGCCCAAGUCCGCGGGUGGCAGCACGCACCUUUCCCAGGGCCUCUGGAGUUGUGGGGGCUGCGGCACAGAAAUCCAAAGCGGCCAGUCCCUGGUGGCUCUGGACAAGCACUGGCACCUGGGCUGCUUUCGCUGCAAGGCCUGCGGCAAGGAGCUGAGUGCCGAGUACAUCAGCAAGGAUGGGCUGCCCUACUGCGAGGCCGACUACCACGCCAAGUUCGGCAUCCGCUGCGACGGCUGCGAGAAGUACAUCACGGGGCACGUGCUGGAGGCGGGCGAGAAGCACUACCACCCGCUGUGCGCGCUCUGUGUCCGAUGCGGCCGGAUGUUCGCCGAGGGUGAGGAGAUGUACCUCCAAGGCUCCUCCAUCUGGCACCCGGCCUGCCGACAAGCAGCCAGGACUGAGGACAAGAGCAAGAUGCAGAAGCAGGUUUGCCGGGGCACCACCCCCUGUGCCUUCCAGGAGACCAGGACGUCCUCUGAGAGCAUCAUCUCUGUGCCUGCGUCCAGCACCUCAGGGUCCCCCAGCCGCGUCAUCUAUGCGAGGCUGGGCGACGAGAUCCUGGACUACAGAGACCUGGCUGCCCUCCCCAAGAGCAAGGCCAUCUACAACAUCGACCGCCCCGACAUGAUCUCCUACUCGCCCUACGUCAGCCACGCGGGGGACCGGCAGAGCUGCCUCGAGUCGCCCCAGUUGCUCUCGCCAACGCUGACGGAGGGAGACCAGGACGACCGCUCCUCCAGGCAGUGCCGCACCUCCAGCCCCAGCUCCGCCGGGUCGGUCAGCCUUGGGCGCUACACCCCGACCUCACGGUCGCCCCAGCACUACAGCCGGCCAGCUGGUACUGUGAGUGUUGGUACCAGUAGCUGCCUGUCCCUGUCCCAACACCCAAGCCCUACGUCCGUGUUCAGGCACCAUUACAUCCCCUACUUCCGAGGCAGUGAAAGCGGCCGCAGCACCCCCAGCCUCUCAGUGCUGUCCGACAGCAGGCCGCCCGCCACCUACCAGCAGGCUCCGCGCCACUUCCACGUCCCAGACACUGGCGUCAAAGAUAACAUUUACAGGAAGCCGCCCAUCUACAAGCAGCACGCUUCGCGGCGCCUGGACGGGGAGGACGGGGUUUCCGACCAGGACGGCAGGAAGCAGAAGGGCAGCUGGCUGAUUCUCCAGGGGGACGCGGACACGAGGACCAACUCGCCCGACCGAGACAGCCAGUCUCUGUCCCUCAGCAGCGGGGUUGACAGAGACCCUCUCCAGACGGGCCCGGGAGACGGCUUUUACUCACGAUUCCCCUAUUCCAAAUCUGACCCUCUCCCAGGACACGGGAAGAAUGGCUUGGACCACCGGAACGCCAGUCUGGUGCCUUGUGGAGCAGACCCGGAUGCCAGCUGGGGCACGCGAGAGUACAAGGUCUAUCCCUAUGACGCCCUUAUCGUCACAAACCGGAUCCGCGUGAAACUGCCCAAAGACGUGGACCGGACGAGGCUGGAGAGACACCUGUCGCCCGCGGAGUUCCAGGAGGUGUUCGGGAUGAGCGUGGAGGAGUUCGACCGCCUGGCGCUCUGGAAGAGGAACGACCUCAAGAAGAAGGCCCUGCUGUUCUGAGGCCGCACCCACCCUGCGCCGAGGCCGCACUCCCUCCUGUUGCGCUGCCUCCAGCUCCUCUGUGCCCACAAGGCGGGCGGGCGCCUGGGCGGGCAGGGCACCGAUGGUGGGGCGUGCACCUGAGAUCCUGCCUGUAGUUUAGGGCCCUGGCGCCUGGCUUUGCACCGCCCCUUCCCCGCUGUGCUGGGCCCCAGCGAGAUGCUGCAGAGUGGCUGUCCCCGGGGAGGGAGGGGCGACAGCAGCCC
Messenger RNA from Myotis davidii, 2096 nucleotides. RefSeq names its product actin binding LIM protein family member 2 (gene ABLIM2). The record is from RefSeq and is a predicted model, not a curated record. The coding region runs from base 16 to 1851 and encodes 611 amino acids. Gene Ontology annotation, molecular function: actin filament binding. NCBI's taxonomy places the organism in Eukaryota, Metazoa, Chordata, Mammalia, Chiroptera, Vespertilionidae. Gene Ontology annotation, biological process: lamellipodium assembly; cytoskeleton organization. The transcript is spliced from 20 exons. Gene Ontology annotation, cellular component: actin cytoskeleton.